GCAAACACACACACACACACACACACACAUACAUGCGCACGCCUACAGACGCUCAGUCAAACAUUCAGACCCACGCUGAAUCAUUCACCAAAGAUAAAAGACACCGUGUUGGCCUGAGAAAGAGGGAGGGAGAGUUAGAGAAGAGCAACAGCGGUUCCCUCCUUCUCUUUCAUUCACUUCCUCUCUCCCUCUCUGCACUAAGGAGACCUCGCUGCUCAGCCUGCACACGCCUAUCCUUUUGAUGCUGGGCACAAGAAUUUCACAUCUGUCACACAAGGACCAUAACAGAUCACAUGCAGUCUCAGCGACGUGUGGAAGUGGUUGGCGAUCCAAAUGGCUCUCGGGUUAUCUUCUCCAGGGACGCUGGAGUUUCCUCAGGCCAGCAGAUCCUCACUUCUCCAGAGCUGGCCCAUGAGGUGGUCAUCUCCCCUGGGCUGCCUACACCUCCUCUGAGCCCUUUUCGCUCAGCAGGGUUGCCAUUUGGAGAGAUGAUGUCAGAGGUGAAUGGAAAUGGACCAACAACUCUCAGCUUUGGAUCUUACUAUGGCCCCUCACAAUUGCAGGGUGGACUGUCCAACGGCGUCCAGAGCUCUGGCACUUUACCACGCAGCUGGACGCCCACCAGGGAGGAGAGGCUGAUCAAGUUCUCAGGAAUUGGACCAGUGGAUGAAACUGGGAUGCCCAUUGCCUCCAGAUCAAGUGUGAACAAGCCCAGAGACUGGUACAAGAGCAUGUUCAGACAGAUUCACAAGAAGCCAGAGGAACCCGAGCUGGAGGAUUCGGAGCGGUGGUCAGCCGAACGGCUCCAGCUAUCUGCCAACACAGAAGAAAGAAAUGAAGCAGACAAGAAUCUCUUCAGACUAACACCUUAUGGUGCUCUCCCAGACUGGUGCGAGGAUGUAGAUAAGCUGUCAGACCCGGGAAAGCAGCCCCCUCAGCCGAGGAGCAUAUUCGACUUUGAGCCUGGAAAGAGCACCCCCUCGGGAAGCCACAGCCAGGACCGCGUGUCCCCAAAGAAACAACUGGAGACACCAAAGUCCACUUCAAUCGAGGCCAGCCUGGUCUCUGAGCUGAGUCGGUUUGAGGCUGAGCUGGACUCGGAGAUCCAGGGCCUAGAGAGGACCCUUUCCCAGAAGAAGCAGCGACGAGGCCGGGGUGAGGGGGCCAGAGACAGGGAUCCGGCAACUGCUCCAACGACUGCAACUACAAACUACAGCAAUUCAUCAGCAGCCAAGCAACCUGUCCAUCGCUCUGUUGGCACAUCAUUGACCUCUGCUCCCACACAUGUAGAACGUCCUUCCCCUGCAAAUGAAACCAUGGAGCUCCCACCUAAGAAAGAGGAGAAAAAGAUGAAAGCGGCGCGAGCCAAGUUCAAUUUCCAGGCUCAGACACCCAAGGAGCUCACGCUGCAGAAAGGCGACAUAGUUUACAUCCACAGGCAGGUAGAUGCCAACUGGUUUGAAGGAGAACAUCACGGAAGAGCUGGCAUUUUCCCCACGUCUUAUGUGGAGAUUCUGCUUCCCACUGAGAAGCCCACACCUAUGAAGUCUCCCACUCUGCAGGUGUUGGACUACGGGGAAGCUGUGGCUCUGUUUAACUUCAGCGGGGACCUACCUGUGGAACUUUCUUUUCGUAAAGGUGAGACGAUCAAUAUAACCAGGCGUGUUGACGAAAUGUGGUUAGAGGGGAGGAUCUCAGGGACCAGCCGGAGCGGCAUCUUCCCAGCCAGUUAUGUCCAGGUCAACAAGAUGCCCCGUACCAAAUUCUCUACUGAUGACUUCUCGCCAGGCCCCAUGUCUCCCGUCUCCCCUGGACCCCAGAGUCCAGGGCGUCCCCUCCACUCACCGUGCCCACGCUCACCAUUAUCCCCUUUCACCCCCACUUCCCUCAGCCCCAAACCUGAACACUCCCCACUCAAGCCAUCUUCGCCUGUACCUUACGGCAGCACAGCUUCACAGUCACGCUCCCCCACCCAGACACCCGUAUCCAAAGAAACGGCCGAUUGGCUGCCCUCCAAACCGGCUUCCUCACCCACCAACCUGAACAGCCACUGGGCUGGGACACACUCGGCCAACCAGAGCUCCGUGGCCGGAGCCGUUUCACCUUCCACACAGUCGUCAGCGUCUGUACACACUCCCAGACCCUCUGACCCCUCACAGGGUGCGAUACGAAACCAGGCGGCUCGGUCUUAUCCACACGUCAACUCCCUGCCGCAAACACAAGUGCCAAACAACCCUGAUUCAACAGUGGUGCAACGCCAACCAUAUAAAGCUGUUUACAACUACAAACCACAGAAUUCCGAUGAGUUGGAGCUCAGAGAAGGAGACAUUGUGCAAGUGAUGGAGAAAUGUGAUGAUGGCUGGUUUGUAGGUACGUCAGAACGGACUCGUGCUUUUGGGACCUUUCCUGGGAAUUACGUGGCACCUGUUUGACCCGCUCACUUCAUGCUUGCCCACAUCCACCUGGACUCAUAAGAGCCCAACCAAUCACUCACUCCGCUCUCUCCAACAGAUCCUCUUUUGACACCGCAGCAUUCAUUCAUCACACCCCCCUAACACGGCUUAGUCAGACCUGCAUGUUCAACAGAGGUGAAGGCAGGGACAAUGAGUGGUUUACACCUCACUUCCCUGCAUGGGUGCGCGUGUGUGUGUGAGAGAUUGUGUGCGUGUGUGGAAAGUGUUUUCACACACACCACUUGAGAGAGAAAAGAAUGAAUGCUGAUGAUACUGUUUCACAUAAUGGACCUUUUUGUUCCACACAUAGUUGCAGCUGAAGGAAAUUUGCAUUCCUUCCCAGUGAACAGCACCGUUCCUUCUGAGGUCCUGACACCGUGUGACACUGCAUUCAGCGGCUUCUGUUUUUUGUCACCGCAGCGCCAUCACACAAACCACUGCUGAGAAUUUAGGAAUUAGGAUGGCACAUUUUCAAUGGAUUUCUUUUUAAUGUGUCCUUCAAAUAUCUUCCUCAGAUUCUCUUCCAGUUCUCUGAAAGUUUCCUGGGCAAGUUGGAAGAAAACGACACCGACAUCUGUAGAUUAAUGUGUUGAGUACAGUAAGGGCGCGGCCGUGUCAAGAGACGUUUACAGCCUUUUACACAGCUAUGCAGAAGAGGAAAUACAAGUAAUGUGUGUACUGGUUUCCUAAGAAAGUUAAUCAUUUGAGAAAAUUUGGCCUUUUUUUUUUUUUUUUUUGGGAUGUCCCUCUGACGCCAUGAAGUGGAACGCCAAACGUGAAAGUAAAGAGAUCAUGUUCUGCGCUUAAGUAAGUUGCUUUGCUCUGAAAUGAAAUGUCAAACUACGUCGUAAAGUUGAUCUACUUCAAUUGUACAAGAUCGGCCGAGUUGAAUAGCUCCAUCUUAAAUCUGUGGGUGAAUGAUCUUUUGAAGAAUUUGAAGUACUGUAAAACUCUGAGUGCCAAAUCUGACCUUUCAUGAAAUUUUAAUUUCUUUGAAUUCUCCAUUAAACAAUACGAGCUGACUUUAUUUCUGCAACUACUGCUGUUAUGUUUCCUCUGCUUACGGGAAAAAAACAUUCUCACUUUGACAGUAUUUCCAAAAUCACUGAAGUUUGUACCAGUGCAACUUUUCACAAGUGUGACCUUUCUAAACCCUAAUUAGACAUGAUCAUCAUGAGGUCAUUUUGCAAUUUGAUAUGAUGCAUUCACGAUUUAAACUGUAAAAAUGACUAUUUAGUAGACAUAGGAGGUGAUUGUACAGACUGUAACCUUUUAUCAAAUUCAAAGUAUAAUAUAUAUUUGCUUAUAAAACAAUGUAUCUCUUAUGUAUGGUACGCAAUUUUUUUUAAGCAAUUAAACAUUACAGAGUGAUACUGA
Messenger RNA from Etheostoma spectabile (orangethroat darter), 3830 nucleotides. It is a transcript of the gene sorbs3, whose product is annotated as sorbin and SH3 domain containing 3. Bases 294 to 2432 code for a protein of 712 amino acids. Gene Ontology annotation, molecular function: protein binding. The transcript has 21 exons. Lineage: Eukaryota; Metazoa; Chordata; Actinopteri; Perciformes; Percidae. The record is from RefSeq and is a predicted model, not a curated record.